UCGCCUGCCGCCAGUCAGUCCCCGCGCGGAUGACGGCGGAAUGAGGCUCCUUGUCCUGUUCCUGCUUUUUAUGGUCGAGGUGUGCGUGCAGAGCGCAGUCGCACCCUCGCACCUGCAGCACCUUCUGUCUUCCCGCAUCGUCGGCGGCGAAGAUGCGGUCCAAGGGGAAUUCCCGUUCCAGGUGUCGAUUGAGCACGUCGGCAUCUUGGGUCGCAACCACAUCUGCGGAGGCAUCGUGUUGUCUGCGACUGACGUCUUGACUGCCGCUCAUUGCAUAUCCCGGUUUUCAGAACACAAUAUUGACAUAGUCGCAGGGAUAAACCGUCUCAGUGAUACUUCAAGCAACAGACAAACGGUAGAAGCUGUUCAUUUUAUUAUCCAUGAGGAUUUCAACGACAUUACCAUGGGAAGUGACAUCGCAAUUAUCAGGCUCAAGCACGCCCUCGAGCUGAACGAGUGGGUGCAGCCCGUGGUCAUGCCCAAGACCGGCGAGACAGCCCAAGAGGGGGAGAUGUGCACGGUGGUGGGCUGGGGCGCCACCUUCGAGGAUGGCGACCUCAGCGAUGUCCUGCAGAAGGUGUCCGUCCCGAUCCAGUCGGACAGCUACUGCCGCUCCGCCUACGGCUACUCAGCGGUGGAGGACUCCAUGCUGUGCGCCGGCAGUCCCGAGGGCGGCGCGGAUGCCUGCGACGGCGACCGCGGCGGCCCGAUGCUCUGCCGGGGACACCUGCACGGCAUCUCCUCCUGGGGCGAGGGCUGCGGCCACUCCUUCUACCCCGGCGUCUACACGGAGGUCUCGGCGUUCCUGCACUGGGUCUUGCAGCACAUGCAUGGCAACGCGGAGCAAAUAUAGGGCCUUUCGGGGCUGAAGCUUCCACUGGUGUUCCUUGGGGUGCUCUUCUGCUCUUGGGCGUCUGGACGGGAAUUACUCUAUCGAAACUACUUUUGAUUUGAA
Molecule: messenger RNA, 955 nt
Organism: Penaeus vannamei (Pacific white shrimp)
Lineage: Eukaryota; Metazoa; Arthropoda; Malacostraca; Decapoda; Penaeidae
Product: trypsin-1
Biological process (GO): proteolysis
Molecular function (GO): serine-type endopeptidase activity
Source: RefSeq, a predicted model, not a curated record